AUGGAUGAUAUUAAAGAAAAUAGUAUCCAUCAUAUGACCGUUAAAAUUUGUGAAGAAUUGAAUAAAUCUCCACAUUAUAAUAAAUUAUUUGAGGAUAUUCAGAAAUUGGUGAUAACACCUAGUGUAAAAGCUGAAGAUUUUAAAAAUUCUCUUCUGAAAGCGAUGCAGGACAACGGUUUGGAAGCUCAAUUGAAAAAUACCAUUUACAGAUUUGUUAAGUCUAAGAAGAAAGAAGUAAAUAGUUAUGAUGCUUUUUUCAGGAAAUGCCAAAUUCACUGGGACAAACGUAUCCACAAAUCAUUAAAUUCUAUGUGUAACGAAUUGGGUAUAAAUUUGGCGAAACCACGUAUAACAAGUGACAAGGAAGAAAUUUCAAAUAAAUGGACAGAGCUCAGCAAUUACGAAGUGAAUAUACAAAAAUACAGACCAGUUUAUGCACCAAAAGAUUUCUUGGAAGUGCUGUUAAAUUUGAAAGGACCUCCAGACGAGAAAUGCACAGAGGGAAAUUCAGGUUGGCAGUUCAGCCAAAUUCCACUAAAAGUGAAAAAUUUAGGAGAUUUAAGAAGUUUUUAUUCGGAGUUGUCCAGAGGGGAGCACAUAUUGACAGCUACAAAUUCUCUAAUUAUGACAAGUAGCUUCGCACUUUUCGAAGAAGAAAGAAUAAGUUUGGGAGAGAAAGUACUUUCAAAAAAUUACGCACCAAUCGCGCAGGAAUUUUUGAAGAAAGGUUGUCCAAGAUGCUUACGAGCCAAAAUGUGGACUUUAUUAUUAGGAUCCGAUGUUAGAGACUAUGAGCUGAAGUAUUUUCAGAUGUUGAAAGAUCACGUACUUCAGUAUGAUUUAAUGAUAGAUAAAUUGAUAAUUAAAGAUAUCACUUUGACUGCUUCAAACGAUGAUCAAUAUUUCGUGUUUGAGGAUGUACUCUUCCAAGUUAUGUUGUGUUUUUCACGAGAUUCGGAAGUUUUGAAAAAUCUUCCGAGUCAACCAUCUUUUAUGCAAGUUGUCGUUAAAGGAAAAACAGGAGCUUCUGAAAAUAACACUACCACCAUAGUGUUUCCUCCAAGUGGAGUUAUUCCUUUUCACGGGUUCUCAAUGUACGCUGCCCCAUUCUGUUACAUCUACGACAAUCCAGUGGAUUUAUAUUUUUCAUUUAGAGCUUUCUACUUGAGGUAUUGGCACAGACUGCAUCGUGUUUGUGGGAAUUCGCAAGGAAUAGUUUCACUUUGCUUGCAAUUCGAAAAGUUGUUGCAAUGUUUCGAUCCCCUGUUAUGGAACCAUUUCAAAAAAUACAACAUACCACCAUUGAGGUUGGUCAUAAAAUGGAUAAUGCGCGCAUUCAGCGGCCAUCUUCCUCCAGAGCAGCUCCUUUCGUUAUGGGAUUUGGUAUUAGCAUACGACUCACUAGAAAUUGUAUCACUUUUAGCAGUCGCCAUAUUGAUAUUUCGCAGGGACAAUUUAAUGAAAGUAUCUACAUUACAAAAUAUCGAAGCCGUACUAGCGGAUCUUUCGAGCAUAGCGGUUGUACCGUUAUUGCAAAUGGCGCUUAUGAAGGACGUUUAA
Molecule: messenger RNA, 1560 nt
Organism: Diorhabda sublineata
Lineage: Eukaryota; Metazoa; Arthropoda; Insecta; Coleoptera; Chrysomelidae
Product: TBC1 domain family member 19
Exons: 10
Coding region: 1-1560 (519 amino acids)
Source: RefSeq, a predicted model, not a curated record